Molecule: messenger RNA, 4057 nt
Organism: Morone saxatilis (striped sea-bass)
Lineage: Eukaryota; Metazoa; Chordata; Actinopteri; Moronidae
Gene: engase
Product: endo-beta-N-acetylglucosaminidase
Biological process (GO): protein deglycosylation
Cellular component (GO): cytoplasm
Molecular function (GO): mannosyl-glycoprotein endo-beta-N-acetylglucosaminidase activity
Source: RefSeq, a predicted model, not a curated record
GUGGCGUCGGAAGUCUUCCGCGGUCGUACACAACACCUUUCUGUUUCCUCGUUCUUCGCGCAGUUUGUUCCUUCAGUGGCUGCUGAGUUCAAUUCAAUGAAAUGGCAUUGACUGUGGAUGGAAACAAGCUUCUCCUGCGGAGGAAGCGACAGGACGGGGAGGAGAAUGACGAAAAUGACGAUAAUGUCGGCGGAAAGAGGGAGAGAAGUGAAGCGGGCCGGCUGGAGUCUUGCUUGGAUCAGCCAGUGGAUUCAGACGUCCACGAAAUCAUAAAGUAUACGCCCUCGCCGCUACCAGCCAAACAUUACGACCCCGACACCACCGAACCAAUCAGCGGUGGUCUUGAAACAUUGGAGGAGCUGUUGUUGUGGAAACGAAGCGAAGCAAACCCUUUUAACGUGGCGGCAGUCCCUCUGGCGCCUCGGGAUCCUCCACUGGCCAGCUCCCUGCGUCGGACCUUGGUGUCUCAUGACAUGAUGGGCGGCUACCUAGAUGACAAGUUUGUCCAGGGGACGACUGCAGAGGCUCCGUAUGCUUUCUACCACUGGCAGCACAUCGAUAUUUUCAACUACUUCACGCACAGAAUGGUGACUGUGCCUCCCGCUGUGUGGACCAAUGCUGCACAUAAACAUGGAGUCGUUGUUCUCGGGACCUUCAUCACAGAGUGGACCGAUGGAGCCAAGAUCUGCGAGGACUUCUUGAAAGACGAGGAGUCGUACCGGAAAGUGGCUGAUAAACUAGUCCAGAUCAGCCACUGCUAUGGCUUCGAUGGCUGGCUCAUUAACAUAGAGAACGCUCUCAGUGAGGGCGCAGUGAAGAACACGCCGCUGUUCCUGCGCUAUCUGACGGACCAGAUGCGCGAGCGAGUGGCCGGCAGCCUGGUCGUGUGGUACGACAGUGUGAUCAAUAACGGACACCUGCAAUGGCAGAAUGAGCUCAACCAGUCCAACAGGAUGUUUUUCGAUGCUUGCGAUGGUAUCUUCACCAACUACAACUGGACGGAGCAGAACCUGGAGUGGAUGAGCAACUACGGCGCGGUCCAAGGACGCCAGGCCGACAUCUACAUCGGGGUGGACGUGUUCGCCCGAGGCAAGGUGGUGGGAGGAAAGUUGGAAACAAAUAAGGCACUGGAAGUCAUUCGGAAGCACAACUUCUCUGCCGCCAUCUUUGCUCCGGGCUGGGUGUACGAGACCCACGAUGAUAAGACCGAAUUCCGCAAGAAUCAGGACAAGUUCUGGGCUCUUCUGUCGGACUACCUGUACGUCCAUCGGCCAGCGGCCCCUCUCCCCUUCGUCUCCUCCUUCUGCCAGGGCUUUGGGAAGGCUUCCUAUUGGAGAGGACAGCGGCUGCCCCGAGGACGCCUGGAACGGAGGCUGCUCGCUGCUCCUGGAAGGACUCAUUCCUGCCGCGCACACAUCUCCAGUUAGUGCCAAGGUCUUCUCCCUCAAUGUAACGCUGGCAUCCAGGACUCUGUUGGCCUUCAUCUACAAGCAGUCUGCUGGGAUCACAGUGUCCAUGGAGCUGAAGACGACACGCGCGCGCACACACGUGGACGACCAGGAUGUCCAACUUACCAGUGUGCUUCCUGAUAUCCUGGAUGAGGGGGAACAGUUGGUGAGCCAGUUCUCUCAGCUGUGCGGGAACUUGAAUCAAAAUGGUUGGACUGUCAGGUGUUUGCAGCUGGAGCUUUGUGACUGUGUUCUUAGAGAAGUUUAUUUCAACAUCCAGCGGGAUGGAGAGCCUCAGGACACACCUUUUAGCUGCAGGGUGGGAGAGAUCAUGCUCUUGGAUGCAGCCAGUCUGCAGGUCCCCCAGGAGCUGGUUCAGGGCUUGUGCAUUUAUGACGUGGUGUGGCUGCGUGGUGCCGGUACCUCACCGGAGUCCACCGACCCCUGCCUGCUUCUCAACGCCACUCUGCACUGGAAGUACCCGACCGAGCUCGUCCGCCACUUCAGGGUGUACUGGCAACGGCUGACAGGACCCCAUUCCCGAAUCCUCCCAGGUCCGCUGGUUCUGGUGGGCCGGGCGUAUUCUAAUCUUUUUAGAGUAACGGAGCUGGCAGUGCCGGAUGCACCCGGCCUGCUGGAGCUGGUGGUGGAGCCGGUGAUCAGGAAGGGCUUCCCCGUGCCGGAGAGCCACUGGGGUAGAAGACGACUCCGCUACACAGUGACUUAACUGUUAUCAGGCUGCUUCUCCUUAACUGUUUAAUAAAUAGCGCUGCAGUCAAGGCUCACAACUAUCCCAAUUUGGAGUUAAUAGCGUACAAUUUAAUUUUCUCAAAAUAUGUAAAAAGAUUGACUACCCCCCCAUGGUCUGGUACUUCUAUAUCUGAAUGUUCAGAAGUGGGGCUAUUGACCAAACAGCAUUAUGAACAUUACACUGCUCUGCUUGAAUGAUUCUGUCAAACAAAAGAUCCCAACUCAGUGUCCACUUACUUGUUUUUUCUCGAGCUUUUAACCAUAUGACACAGUUUUCAUUGGGGCUGUAGAUGAAAUCAUAACGGCUACAGGUAUGGUUCAAAUUCCAGAAAAAAUAGUAAGUAGGUCUUAAGGGAACAGUCAAUGUUUUGGGAAAAUAACCUUAUGUAAGUUCUUACCAAGAGUUAGAUGAGAAGAUUGAGACCACGCUCCAGUCAGUUAGCGUAGCUUAGCAUAAAUACUGGAAACGGGGGAAACAGCUAGUCUUGGUGUUGUUCAUACACUUCAGUUUUUGUACUGAUUCAACAAUUUAGAUGGAACAUGAUAAUUAGUGAGUUUUAGAGGUGCUGGGUGGCAGAUUUAGUUGCUGUUUCCAGUAUCUGUGCUAAGUUAAGCUACGCUAGCUAGCUUGAUAUUUACUGUACAGACACAAGGGAGGUGUCAAUCUUCUCAUCUGACUUUUGGUAAGAAAGCAAAUAAGAGUGUUUGCCAAAAAUGUUGAACUAUUCCUUUAAGUUGUGAUUGUUUUGUCAAAACUAUAAUUCCUGAGGAGUGAACUCUCACGCAUCACUACAUUUUUACGUGAAUGUUUAGCAAAGACCUCAGGUGACUUUUGACCUGAGGUCUUUGUGCCACCAAAGAUGACACUCCAUGUCAGGGAAUGAAAUGUUGUGACCCAAUGAUGAAAUAUUAGAUUAGAUUAAAUUAAUACCAGUGAUGAAGUUGUCAGAUGAAGUAUAACCGGGGGUCCCUGGUACGUUCAUGAGCAUGAGAUUUGCACAGUGGAAUCAUAUCAAAUGCACUCAUAUUACAUCUCAGGUCUCUCAACCAUGCAGUGGAGUCCUUCAGUUGAGGUAGUAAUGUGCUGUGUAAUCUCUUGUUGAAUGCAUUUUCCUUUUGAUUGGUUCAUUUGUGCUUGAGAGGCUGUAAUGUCAGCAAUGUAUCAGGAGUCAGAGGUGUACUCUGUUGGCUGAUCAUCUCUGAAGGCGGAGCAGAUUUAGAUUUUUGUAAAUCAGCAAUCACAUAUAUGAAGUACAAACAUGUGAUUAACAAUAUUUACUGUACCAAAUAUACAAAUAUAUCUCAUUCUAAUCAAUAUACUACUAUAUUUGGUUUAUGCAAUAUUAACAUUUUUUAUCCAGAUUUUUAAAAGCUUUAUAAACUGUAUGUUAGCAAUAUGUAUGGAACACCAAAAACAACAUUUCAGUCAUAUUUCUACAGUGUUUUACGAGUGCACAUUUUGGUGUUCAUUGGUUUGAGAGGGACAUUCAAAAAUCAAACUGAAGGAUCAUUCUCAAGCUGUACAAUGAACUGUAACAGUUGUAAAUGUAUUUCUCCUGUCAUUCUAUACCCAGAUAGUUUUCAUAAGUCUGGAUCCAGUUCACACGGUCAACUUGGUGUUAACACUAAUUCAUUUAGAUUCAGUUGUUUUACCUCUGAUAUGAAGAGUCUGUCUGGUCAGUGUGAAAAAGCAUGUUUUUAAUGGUGGUAAAAAACAACUACAAUACCAAAUUAAAGAUAUUAGUCUGUACAUUGACCUCAUAAUCUGUUUUAUUUCAGUGUGCUGGAACUCAACAAACAUGUUUCUGUUUAAAUACUCGCUGAUGGCACUGUUGGUAAAGUGUACACAAAGUGCAAUA